ACAAGUGUAAUCAAAUCAUUUUUUGUUGCUAUCAAAAACGACAUUCACUAUCGACCGAGCAUGAAACCGAUACUGAGGCUGUCCAUUCGAAGAGACCGAGAUUAGCGAGUGAUGCGUUCUGAUAUUUCAUGACAUUCUAGCAGCGGCGUGAGUAGGAAAUGCCGCUGCAAUCCAGGCCUGUGUGAUGAAUGAAAACAGAGAAUGAAUGAAAAGCAAGACAAUUGUGUAGUUUGUUUGCGGUUUUUUCAUGGGUUAUCACAACAACAACAAAAUGUGUUUGUGUUUAGUUGUUUUUCUUUUUGCAAAACUGUAAUGGCAGCAUAGGAUGAUGGAGACGCGACACACUUUCGAUAGACAGUCAGUCACUAUUUGAUGACAUCAAGGGACACGUUGAUGUGCAGUCUGUCCCAUGAGUGAGCCACCAUGACUGCCCUUAGGCAGAGGAAGGGCAGCAAAGGAAGUAAGGAGCCUGGUCCAGAGGUCCUGAACCAGAGGUUCUACCCUUCAGCAGAGCCCCUAGAGACGACUUCAGACGGCGUAUGGACAUGGAGGACAGUGCUGUGGGUUGCCAUAGGUUGGACUGUGGGAAUUAGUCUUGGCAUGCUGUCCUGCAUCUAUGUGGCUACUCUCCAUGAAAAUGACCUGUGGUUUUCCAACAUUAAGGAAGUUGAGCGUGAAAUCUCCUUUCGGACAGAAUGUGGCCUGUACUACUCGUACUAUAAACAGAUGUUGAGAGCUCCCUCCAUACAGCAAGGUCUUUCAGAGCUCAUCAAUGAUAACGCCACUGAAUCCAAGAGAACCAUCAACCUCCUGCGACGCAUGAACAUCUAUCAGGAGGUGUUCCUAGGUGUUCUCUAUAGGAUUCUACCCAUACAGGCCUACCUGGAGCCAGUGUAUUUCUAUAUCUACACAGUGUUUUCCCUCCAAGCGGUGUAUGUCAUAGCCCUGUUCAUCACCAGCUGGCUGCUCAGUGGUUCCUGGCUAGCAGGAGCUCUCACUGGAGUCUGGUACAUCCUCAACAGAGUGGACACAACGCGGGUGGAGUUCACCAUCUCGCUCAGGGAAAACUGGUCCCUGCCCUUCUUCGCCCUCCAGAUAGCUGCCAUCACUUGCUACCUGAGGCCUCACCUCAAACCCAUCCAGCAGAAGGUGGUGUUGUGGCUGAUGUUCCUGGCCACGUUGUGUUUCUGCCUCACCUGGCAGUUUAAUCAGUUCAUCCUGCUGGUUCAGGCUCUCAUCAUCUUCACCCUGGACUGUCUGGACCUCAUCUCCACAGAACAGGUGACCUGCCUGUACCUAGUCCAGGUAAGCAGCCUGCUCUCCGUGUGGCUGCUGCAGUUCUGUAACUCCAUGAUCCUAGGCUCUCUGGCUCUCAGCUUUAUUGUGGCCGCUCUCUUUGUCAAGCACUUCCAGAGAGGGCUGAAGACUGGUGGUCUCACAGUGCGGCUGGGAAAGCUGCUCCUUCACACCGUCCUCGUCCUUGCACUAACAUUCACUAUUAAUUAUUUAGCCAAGCAAGCGUUGCAGCUCCGAUCUGACGAACACAUCUUUAAAUUCAUCAAGUCCAAAUUUGGCUUGGGGCCUACCAGAGAUUUCGAUGCCAGUCUGUACCUGUGUGAGGAAGCCUUUGGGCUGCUUCCCUUGGACACGUUUGACCGCUUGGCUGGCACUCUGCUGGCAUACCCUUACCUCGUCACCCUGAUUGUGCUCCUGGUGAUGCUGGCACUGGUAACACUGGCCAACCUCUGUGAUUCUUCAGUGGUCGGGCGGCCGCCGAAAGGCCGGUUCGAGGAGCGGCCGAUCUGUAUGCGGGCAGAUGUCGCCUACAAUCUGUUACACACCGUCUUCUUCGGCCUCCUGGCGCUCAGCACCAUGAGAAUGAAAUAUCUGUGGACUGGCCAUAUGUGUGCCUUUGCUGCCUAUGGCGUGUGUGGCAAGGAGCUGUGGUCCCUCUGCCUAAACACGAUCCACUGUAACACUAAAACAAAGCUGAGGCUGAUCAGGUACACGGUUCCACUUGCCAUUCUGGGAUUUUUAUGUUACAAGUUCUUGCCCAAACUGAUGACGGAAGUAUCAGAACUGAGAGAAUUCUACGACCCUGACACCGUUGAGCUGAUGACCUGGAUUAGCUCAAAUACCCCCAAGAAGGCAGUGUUUGCUGGGAGCAUGCAGCUGCUGGCUGGGAUCAAACUGUGCACAGGGAGAGUCCUGACUAACCACCCACACUAUGAAGACCGAGCCCUGAGAGAGAGGACCAGACAGGUGUAUCAGAUCUACGCCCGGCAAUCCCCGGAGGAGGUCCACAGGAUCCUGCGCGCGGCGGGGGCUGAUUUCGUGGUGAUGGAGGACAGCGUCUGCUACGAGAGGAGGCAUGGCCGGGGCUGCAGGCUCCGAGACCUGCUGGACCUGGCCAACGGACACAUCAUGGAUGGCCCCGGGGACAACGACCCAGACUUGGUCCACGCCUCCCAUCCUCGCUUCUGUGAGUCCGUCAAGACAGGCGGCCCUGCCUACACAGCCCUCUUCUCCCGCGUGUUCCAAAACAAGACCUUCCACGUCUACAAGCUGAAGAAGGGCAAGAAGAGAGCCAAGGCAGACAGAGAGCCGGUGGCCAUGGAGGAUAAAACCCAGUAAUAAGACCCUGGGUUACCCCAUAAACAACGCCUCACCCACCCAUAUCCAGCCCGCCGCCCAGUCUCCGACUCAGCCUCCUGCUCCCUGCCAAGUCGAUAACCUGAUGACUGCUCUCAGCUCUAUGGUCUACCCGACUUCAUCUGGAACCACGGCUGCACUCUCCCACCCGCCGCCCUCCCUCCCUCCUUCCAUCCCUCCGUGCGCCACGGCAGCCCGAGGCAGGUAAUCACGUCCGGCUGACACGGCGCUGAUUUGAGCAGCGUCUGAUUGCGGCGGGCGAGCAGAUGAGCACAUGCAUAUCAAACCAGGGCUUUGUGUCAGGAAGCUCAUGUUUAAACAGGAGAGGAGGGAUGACGGCGCAUCACAACAACAUUCACGGCUCCCUCUCGCUUUCACCCAGACUAAAGGCAGAGCAGAGAAGAAAGAGGAGAGGGACCUUUGAGAGGGGGCUGAUUGAAAGCUAGAGCAGCGUGGGUAAUUAUUGCGAAGGCCAGUCUGGUCUCUUUGGUGGCCGGGUCUGCAGCCUGACUGCACAGCUGCACCCUGUGCCAUUUUCCUUCAUUUUAAUUUUAAAAACCGUGCCAUGUCUCGUCUCCACUUGUUAAUGAGGACUCCUCUUUCGAUACUCUCUCACUCAAACACAAGGUUCUGCAUACGUUGUCAGUUGCGGUGCAUCAAGGGGAAGUGGCAUUCUCAUUGUAAUGCAUAACAGUCAUACCACUGUGAAGAGGAUUUGCUUGUUCAUUCCGUUGCAUUGAAAUUGGAUGUUUAAUUUAGUUGGCUGACAACCUUUUUUGACGAGGGAGAAGUCAUUCCAUUAUGUUUUCCUAAUAAGUGCAUACUAAUGUAAUGUUGAGCAUUGACAUAGUUCAUUUUCAUAUUUAUUAAUAAUUCAGUUUAGAUGCAUUGGUCAUUUAAAGCAACAGUAUUUUAAUGGAAAUUAAAUGAGAAAAUGUUUAUUAACUGUGUGUAUUCCCUCAACUCAACACCCCAGAAUCAUACAGUAUUCUGUAGAAGGACUGCAUUGUGGGUAAACCAUGACCACUGGUCAAUGUUGAAUUAGGUGAAUGGUUGACAUAUUCAUGGUCACUGGUCUAUGGCUAACAUACAAAUCCAAGUAUUUAGAUUUUUUUUCACAUGUUGGUGCAUUACAACAUGUUGGUUCAUUACAACAUGUUGGUGCAUUACAACAUGUUGGUGCAUUACAACAUGGGAUUGAAAUAGAUUUGUAAUUUUCUGUCAUUGAUUUACUUUUUUAAAUUCCGAUUUUAAUAAAAAAUUAAAUAACUAAAAUAUAGUUGUUGCACAAGUAUUCACCCCCCAUCCCCUUUGUUUAGGCAGGCCUAAAUUAGUUCAGGAGUAACAUUUGGCUUAACAAAUCACUUAAGUUACAUGGACUCAGUAAGAAAUAAUAGUAGUUGACGUGAUUUUGAAUGACUACCCCUUCCUCUGUCCCCCCUACAUACAACAUCUGUAAGGUCCCUCAGUCAAGUAUUGAAUUUCAAGCACCGAUUCAACUACAAAGACCAGAGGGGUGUACUACAAAGAAAGCUACAGUAGAUCUACUUAGGGUUUUCUAGAGCUAGCCAGCUUCAGUUACUUUCCCAUUCCAGCUCAGGCUUCCAUCCGACCUACGAUGGGGGAUAUUGCUCGUCCGUCUGCCGUCUAACUCGAGCAGUUAAUGUCGCACGUGGCUAGUCAAAACACCAGACUUUUCAUUGAGAUUGCGUUUGUAUGUCGCACGUGGCUAGUCAAAACACCAGACUUUUCAUUGAGACUGCGUUUGUAUGUCGCACGUGGCUAGUCAAAACACCAGACUUUUCAUUGAGACUGCGUUUGUAUGUCGCACGUGGCUAGUCAAAACACCAGACUUUUCAUUGAGACUGCGUUUGUAUGUCGCAUGUGGCUAGUCAAAACACCAGACUUUUCAUUGAGACAAUUCUGAAACAUCAAUCCAUGGGAAAGUCAGUGUCACAUUUUCAUUUGUGCCGAAAUCAAAUUGAAAGAAAAGUUAUCUAGCAAAUUCAGCAGGCUUUCUUGUGAAAUAGACUUUUAGAAGUGCUGUCUGUAUUUUAUUACUUGGGUGUGGUUAUUAACACACAAAUACCUUUUCCCCCACUCCUAUUGAUAAAAUAAUUGUAUUAAGUCAUAAAUGUUUUACUGUGCGUGAUGUUUCAAAUGCAUUUGUCAAUACUACAUUUGUAAUGUAAUAGGUAUUUUAAUAUGGUCCCACUUUAUUUGGAUAGUCCCAUCUGCAGAUCCUCUACAGAUGGUCAUACUGUCAAUAUGCUAUCAAGGUCAUACUAUCUGUUGUUAAGCAACUGUGGUUACGGUUUGGUUAGGGUUAUGUUACGGUUAGGGUAAGGGCUAGGGUUAGUAGAUCAUUUAAAUGUUACAGCUGCUCUAGAGACACCCCCCCAAUUAUUUAAAAAAAUAAAUAAUAAUAAUAAUCCAAAACUAUAGUAAUACUGCAACAACAAAAAUACAUGUCAAAGGAAUACACUUUCUGGCCUAAAUGCAAAGCCUUAUGUUUGAGGCAAAUUCAACACAAAACAUCACUGAGUAACUGUACAGUAUCCUUAUUUGCAUCAUGUUAUGGGUAUGCUUGAGACUGGGGAGUUUUUCAGGAUAAAAAUAAAUAGGAUGGAGCUAAGCACACGCAAAAUCCUAGAGGAC
Oncorhynchus gorbuscha (pink salmon) is the source of this 5310-nucleotide messenger RNA. RefSeq names its product probable C-mannosyltransferase DPY19L3. Gene Ontology annotation, molecular function: mannosyltransferase activity. Gene Ontology annotation, cellular component: nuclear inner membrane. The coding region runs from base 424 to 2634 and encodes 736 amino acids. The transcript is spliced from 19 exons. NCBI's taxonomy places the organism in Eukaryota, Metazoa, Chordata, Actinopteri, Salmoniformes, Salmonidae. The record is from RefSeq and is a predicted model, not a curated record.